GUCAUGAUCGCGGCUCUUUCCAGUUCAGCCCCAUGGAGAAUGGCCUUGAAGCCCUGAAAGCUUUUACCACGAAGAUCGUGGGUCUCAAGAACAAGCGCGGAAAGCUGGUGGAUGAACUGGAUUUGGCUCAGAAGAAGCUUGCCCUGAGCAAGGCUUCUGCCGAAGAGAUGAGGCGAGCUCUCGAAGAGGAGGUCGAGAGUGAACGCCAAGCCAAGGAUCUGAUUAGCAGGCAAUUUCUUCAAGCCACGUCCAGCUAUGAGAAGCUGAGCGAUCUUCUGGAGUUUGAACAGAUGAAAUCAUCGGAGCAGUACAAGGACUUGCAGGCAAGGCUGGACAAAGCCAUCGUCGAGCAUGGAAAGUCUCAAUGUGCCGCCGAGGAGUUUCAGAAGAAGAUUGCAAGCUUAGACAGGCAGAGUCGAAAGCUGCAGCAAGAGAACGAUGAGUUGAAACUGAUGCUGCAGAAGGCAGAUACAGUCAACGAUGCCUUGAAGAAGCAGAUUGCAAAGCAAGACACUCUGAUUGAAGAACUGCUGAGCCUGCAAGCUGUCUCUCACGCAGAGACCCGCCAGCUUCGCAAAGAGAAUCUUGCGUUGAAGAAACGGCUGGAGAUUGCAGAGAGGUCGCUUGCACUCUUGCUAGACCCAGCUGCUGAAGAGCGCGCUUGA
Molecule: messenger RNA, 665 nt
Organism: Symbiodinium pilosum
Lineage: Eukaryota; Dinophyceae; Suessiales; Symbiodiniaceae
Source: the annotation of a GenBank genome assembly